AUGUUCAACUCUCAUCACGCCCAUGAGGAUUAUUAUACUGUCCUGGAUAAAAGCUUUCUCACCCAUGAAUCAAGUACCAUAAACUUGAGGAAUGAGAACGACACAUCCUCGCUCAUCCCUCCCUCUUCUGAAAUUAUGAAAAUUCUUGAAUCGGAAUUAUUGAAAAUAGUUCAAUUAAACGUAGUAAUGGAUGCUACUCAAUGCAACCACACAGAGGAAGGAAGAGUGAGCGAGAAGCCUUCGGAAAAUUCUAAUCCUUCUCUCCGGAGAGUUCUAAUGAAUGGUGAUAUUAUUCAUGAAAUUUGGUGUGUGGGAAUAUUUGGAUCUCAUGUUUAUGGAUUGGUUCGAGAUGAUUCUGAUUUGGAUUUAUUCGUGGUUGUUUCCAAUGAUCUCGGGGAGCAAAUUGAAGAAAAACAAAGAGCUAUUGGAAAGAGAGAUUACACUUACCAAUUCAGUACAAGUAUUUCAUUUGAAAACACAAGAAGCAAAAACGUGGAUUUUACAAUUUAUUCUGAAACAUUAUUCAACAAGUUGGUGAAUGAGUUUGUAUUGUGUGCAAUGGAAUUUGUUUCCAUUUUAACGAGUGAGCAUCUUUCAUCAUUUGUCUUGUUGAAAAGUAACAAGAUGGAAUUGAUUCAGACUCCAUCAUUAAUAUCUUUACAAGAAAAGAGUGAAGUGAAACAAUUAGUUCGAAAAAGUAUUUCCUACGAAGCAGAUCAUUCAUUUGUGAAGGCCAAAAACAAAAUGACAAAAGAGCUUAAUAUUGAAAAGGGUAUGAAGGCUUUGUUUCACUCGUUUCGAACCGUAGUAUUCGGUGUGCAAAUUGCAAAAUUUGGUUGUAUAACUGAUUUUACUGAGGCAAAUCAUUACCAAACAGAAAUUCACAAGACAUUCAAUUCAUCAUCGAUUCAGACCUUAUUGUCAGAUUUUUCUGAAAAGAUGGAUGCCGCGAUAGGUGCUCAAGUUUGGGAAGUGUUCAAGAAAGUGUUUAAAGUUAAAUUGAAUCAAUUGCAAACUACUUUUAGGAAAGCGUUAAUGGGUAGCCAACAGUAA
Messenger RNA from Naegleria lovaniensis, 1053 nucleotides. RefSeq lists its product as uncharacterized. NCBI's taxonomy places the organism in Eukaryota, Heterolobosea, Eutetramitea, Acrasida, Naegleriidae. The record is from RefSeq and is a predicted model, not a curated record. The transcript has a single exon. The coding region runs from base 1 to 1053 and encodes 350 amino acids. Gene Ontology annotation, molecular function: nucleotidyltransferase activity.